Messenger RNA from Plasmodium gallinaceum, 2631 nucleotides. Its product is annotated as conserved Plasmodium protein, unknown function. Bases 1 to 2631 code for a protein of 876 amino acids. The record is from RefSeq and is a predicted model, not a curated record. The transcript has a single exon. Lineage: Eukaryota; Apicomplexa; Aconoidasida; Haemosporida; Plasmodiidae.
AUGUUUAAAAAAUUGCUUUUUAACGUGUUUGUAUACAGAGAAAAAUCACUUAACUUAUGUAGGAAAAAAAAGAAUAUACUUUUUAUUAAAAAUGAGAAGAGUAUUUCUUCCUAUACAGAACAUAAAAAAAUAAAUGAUAAUGAAAAAAUUAAAGAUAGAAAAAAAAAAAACUACCAAAAUAUUAAUUUUGAUGUUGUCAAAAGAUACCUAACAUCAAAUAAAUAUAUGGAAUCUAAUAAUAAAUUCACAUCCCAAAAGGAAAAUAAUGAAAAUGAUAAAAACGUUAAAAGCUUAAAUGAAACAAAUGAAAUAAAUUCAAUAGAAAAUAUACUUGAUGAAACUAACUCAAUGAUAUACAUAAAUGAAAUUUGCUUGAAAAUGGAUCAAGUUAUAUUAAAAUGUCAACAUUAUGAAGAUAUUUUGUCAAUUCUUGUUACUCAUAGAGGAGCAUUAUUUCUACAAAACUUAAUAACAGCUAUUCGUAUGUUAAGUGGGUUUGUAAUUGAAGAAAAAAAAAAAAGAAUAGAAAAGGAAAAAUUAAAUUUAUCAAAUGAAUAUACAAAACAUGUAAAAGCCGAAGAACUGGAAGUUGAAAAUGAUCAAAUGAAUGAUGAAAAUAAACAAAAUAUAGAUAAUAUAAAUAUUACAGAUACAGAAAAUAUAAAUACAAAAUUGAAUGAUAAUAAUACAUACGCUAGUGAUAUGCCAAUAAUAAAUAAUAUUAAUUCAAUGUCGUGCGAAACAAAUAAUGAAACUGUAAUUGAUAAAAUAGAGAAAAAUUUAAUAGAAAAAUAUAAACAUAUUUUUGAUGUAUUAAAUGAUAAAAAAUUAUUAGAAAAUGAAAAUAAUUUUCAAAAAAAUAGAAAAAUUGAAGAAAUUAUUGUAUUAGAUGAAAGAUAUAAUUUAUUAAUAGAAGACAUCUAUAAAAAUAGAAAACAUUUCGAUGUUGUAUCUAUAUGCCAUAUUUUGAUAUCACUGAAAGAAUUAAAUCAUAAACAUUUUCUUUUGUUUAAUUCAUUUGUUAAUCCUUUAAAAAAUUUCGAUAUAUAUAUAAAGGAGCAGUUUGAAAGUAAUCAAAAGAUAUCUUAUAUUAACUCUACUAUGCAAUUAUUACUGGAAUGUUUUAAUACAUAUAUAUGGGCAGGAUAUUAUAACUUAGAUAUAUAUAAUAAAUUAAUAAAUUCCAUUUUGUUAAAUAACUUUAUCCGUUUAAAUAAAGCUUUAAUAUAUGCACAUUAUGAACAAUUAAAUAAUUAUACUAAUAUGAAUUAUAAUUAUAAUGUAAAUUAUCCAAUUUCUACAGAAGAGUUAUUAAGAUUUUUUAAUUUAGAUAAAAAUUUCAUUUAUAUGAAUUUUUUAUCAAAAGAUCCUGAUAUAUCUUAUUCUAUAAGUAAGUUAGUAAAAUAUGAAGAAAAUAACGAAAAUAGAGAGACACAACUAAAAGAUAUAGAAAACAUAGAAAUAAAAGAUGAAUUUACUAAACAAGAAAAUUAUAUAAUGAAAAAUAAAGAUGAUUUAAUAAAAAAAAAAAAAAAAGAUUCUAUAAGUGAAAUAUCCACAUUUGUUUGUCCUAUUUUUUUAAAUCUUGAAUUAUUUCUUAAAAGUUUAGAAAUAUAUAAAAAUAUUUAUGUAUAUAAUCCUGAGUUUUUUAAAAUAUCUGAAAAAGUUGUUUAUUAUUACACUCCUUAUUUGUCUCCAUUCAAUUUAAGCAUGAUAGCUGAUGCAUUCUCUAAACAUAGAAUUUUUACCAUAGAACAUGAUAGAAUUUUUUUUCAUAUUUCUAAAAUAUUAGAAAAAAAUUUCCAAAAAUUUUCAUAUGAAAAUAUUUUUCUUAUUUUAAGAGCAUUUAAAAAAAUGAACUUAUUUUUUGAAAAAUGUAUUAUUUUAAGUGCUAACAAAUUUAGGGAAUACUUUCAUUAUUUGUAUAUAAACAGAAAGGAAAGUAUAUUGACAUUAAAAGAUGUAUCAGUUCUAAUGGAAUCGUUGUCUUUUUUUAAUUUUACUCAUAAAUUUAUUGAUCAAUGUAUUAUAGCUGCAUUAAAUUAUUUAGAAGAUUAUAUUGAUGAUAUAGAUGAAGAAACAUCAAUAAACAUUUCAUAUGCAUUAAUAUUGUCUAAUUUAUUUCAUGUUAAUACGUAUUUUUUUUCAUUUAUAUGGAGAAAAAUAGGAAAAACAACUUAUUGGGAAAAAAGAAAAAGUCAAAUUUUUUUGUUAUGGUUAUCUCAUAUGAUACAGUUUAAGUGGUUGGAUUUCGAUUUACCUAAAUUUUGUGUUUUAGAAAGUUUAAAAGUUUUUUAUUUAAAGAGAAAAGAAAACAUGUUUUCCUUUUCAAAAAUCAUUUAUAAUAUUUCUAAAAUAUUAGAUGAUUUUCAAAUUAGUCACGAAGUUUCUGUUGAAAUUGAUUGCCCAUAUGUAUUAGAUAUUUUAAUAAAAAAAAAUAGACAAGUUAUUAUGUUAACUCAAGAUACAACUAGAAAUGAAAUAACUAGGGAAUUAGGGGAUUUCAAGAUUAUUUCGAAUCAUUUAAAAUUAUAUGGAUAUAAUGUAAAAUGUGUUAAUACUAAAUAUUUUGAUUCUUUAAAUGAUGAAAAUAAACGAGAAUAUAUAAAAAAUAUUUUGAUGUCUUUUUAA